AUCUGAGAUGGCACGACUACUGGUCCGCCGUGUUGUGCAAAAGUCAGGGUAGAAGACGAGGCACUGCAUGCAGCGCAUGUUGAGAACUGCAUACACUUCGACGGCCUCCAGAUAGGCAUUGCAUGCGUGGGAGUGGUUCAUCACUUGAUUGUGCAUUACAACCCCGAAAACACGGGGCAAGUCAGCGCCUAUGCACCUUGCACGAACGCUGUUGGACUCGGUUCGUCCACGACCCAGACAUGCAAUACCAUUCGUCUGUCGCCCCAUUCAAUAUUGAACCGCACACUCAAAGGUCCCAUCGCAUUGGUCCGGCUUCGUCAUCCUUCCAACAAACUGUUGAGCACGAUACUCCGCACAUGCACGUCGGAAGAAGCAUGGAUGUAACGUAUGUAUUAUCAUUCGGCCAGAACUAUAUCCAUAGUCUGCGCCAAUGCAUACCCCUCAGCAGCGAGCUUCGGAAGCGUUCUAAAUUCACAAUGUACACCGCCGUCCCAGAGCCAGCCAAGCCUUUCACCCAGACCGUGUAUGCCCGUGCCCAUGUGAAGAAGCCCAGCCCAAAGAUGGUACAGUAGAAGGAAGCCAAUAACGCCUGUCGCUAGUGAUGAC
Messenger RNA from Didymella exigua CBS 183.55, 606 nucleotides. RefSeq lists its product as uncharacterized. Lineage: Eukaryota; Fungi; Ascomycota; Dothideomycetes; Pleosporales; Didymellaceae. Bases 123 to 572 code for a protein of 149 amino acids. The transcript is spliced from 3 exons. The record is from RefSeq and is a predicted model, not a curated record.